Molecule: messenger RNA, 2942 nt
Organism: Xenopus laevis (African clawed frog)
Lineage: Eukaryota; Metazoa; Chordata; Amphibia; Anura; Pipidae
Gene: kdm1b.L
Product: lysine (K)-specific demethylase 1B L homeolog
Exons: 21
Coding region: 151-2643 (830 amino acids)
Biological process (GO): epigenetic regulation of gene expression
Cellular component (GO): nucleus; chromosome
Molecular function (GO): oxidoreductase activity; zinc ion binding; FAD-dependent H3K4me/H3K4me3 demethylase activity
Source: RefSeq, a predicted model, not a curated record
GCAGUAAAGUUGCGCAUGCGCUGAGGCUGUCUGUUUGUGGAUUGUAGUAGGUCCGUGUGGUGGAUUCCCCUGGCUGGCCUGUGCACUGGGAAGAAAGGAGGCGGAGUUGGAGUACAUCCGGACGUAGAAUACCCCACGUUACAGCAAGCAAUGUCAGGAACAAAAGGGAGAGCCAAGAAGAAAUCCAGCUCAUAUGAACAGUGCUCCGACAACCAACCUGUUCGGUCAUCUGGCAGACAGUUGAAGAAGAAAGCUAAUGAAAGCUUGGAGGAAGAUGAAGAUUACUCAGAAAAAAAAUACAGAAAGUGUGAAAAAGCAGGCUGUACUGCGACGUGCCCAGUUUGUUUUGCCAGUGCAGCAGAAAGAUGUGCUAAAAACGGGUACACAUCAAGAUGGUAUCAUCUUUCUUGUGGUGAGCAUUUCUGCAAUGAAUGCUUUGACCAUUAUUACAGAAGUCACAAAGAUGGAUAUGAUAUUUACACAUCAUGGAAGCGAAUUUGGACAAGUAAUGGGAAAAGUGAACCCAGCCCUAAAGCUUAUAUGGCAGACCAGCAACUUCCAUAUUGGGUCCAGUGCACUAGACUGGAAUGUGGAAAAUGGCGACAGCUAACAAAGGAAAUUCAGUUAACAACACAAAUCGCAAAAACAUAUAGAUGUGGGAUGAAGAUGAAUAACUCUGUCAAGGCUGACGGGUCAGAUCAGUGCUCCAUGCCAGAAGACUUGAGAGUUUCUGAAGUGUCUACUCAGUCAUGGUAUUCCAUGCUCAUUCUACCUCCAUUAUUGAAGGACAGUCCUUCUGCUGCUUUGUUGGCUGCCUACUACCCAGACUGUGUAGGCAUGAGUCCAUCCUGCACCAGCACUAAUCGUUUACAUCGUGAAGACCAUUCAGGGAAAUUUGAGCAAUCCAGAGCUGCUUCUGGCAAUGCUGCAGCUUCCGGUAUUAACCCAUACUUCCAGCCUUUUUACCAGCCCAAUGAAUGCGGGAAAGCUCUUUGUGUCAGGCCAGAUGUAAUGGAAUUGGAUGAGCUCUAUGAGUUUCCAGAGUAUUCCAGAGAUCCAACCAUGUAUUUGGCUUUAAGGAACCUAAUACUGGCCCUAUGGCACAUCAAUUGCAAGGAAGUGCUUACUGCACAGAUUUGUGCUCAUCAUAUAAUGGUGCGGGGUCUGGUUCGAAUCAGAUGUGUGCAGGAGAUGGAAAGGAUUUUGUAUUUCAUGACCAGAAAAGGUCUGGUUAACACUGGAGUUUUAUCUGUCUCACCAGGCCAGUACCUCCUUCCAAAGGAAUACCACAAUAAAUCUGUUAUAGUGAUUGGGGCAGGCCCUGCUGGAUUGGCAGCUGCUCGGCAGCUACAUAAUUUUGGGAUCAAGGUUAGACAGUCGUUUAAGUGUUUACCGGUCGUCGUUGUUGAAGCCAGAGAUAGGAUUGGAGGGCGUGUUUGGGAUGAAAAGUCAUUCAAAGGACUCAGUGUUGGAAAAGGAGCCCAAAUUGUUAAUGGCUGCAUCAACAACCCCAUAGCGAUAAUGUGUGAGCAAAUUGGGAUUAAAAUGAGGAAACUACGAGAAAAAUGUGAUCUGAUUGAGGAAGGAGGGAGGCUAACGGACCCAGCAAUUGACAAACGCAUGGACUUUCAUUUUAAUGCCAUAUUAGAUGUUGUUGCAGAAUGGAGGAAAGAUAAGACUCAGAAUCAGGAUGUACCACUAGGAGAAAAAAUACAGGAAAUUUGCAAAGCCUUUACUCAGGAAUCAGGAAUCCAGUUUGCAGAUGUGGAGGAAAAGGUAUUACAGUUUCAUCUGGGCAAUCUGGAAUAUGCUUGUGGCAGCAACCUCCAUAAGGUAUCUGCUCGAUCAUGGGACCACAAUGAAUUUUUUGCCCAAUUUGCAGGAGACCACACAAUGUUAAAUGCUGGAUACUCUGUGAUCAUUGACAAACUUGCAGAAGGACUUGAUAUCCGCCUGAAGACACCUAUCAGAAGUGUAGAUUAUACUAGCCAAGAAGUUCAUAUUACUGCAGCGGAUGGGCAGACAUUUACUGCACAAAAGGCUUUGGUUACAGUACCCUUGGCUCUGCUACAGAAAGGAGCCAUUCAGUUUAACCCUCCUCUGUCAGAGAAAAAGGUCAAAGCCAUUCACAGCUUAGGUGCAGGAGUCAUUGAAAAGAUUGCCUUGCAGUUUCCGUAUAGGUUCUGGGAUAAUAAAAUCCAAGGAGCUGAUUUCUUUGGCCAUAUCCCACCAAACUGUAGUAAACGUGGGCUCUUUGGAGUGUUCUAUGAUAUGGACCCACAGGGCAAACAUGCUGUCUUGAUGUCUGUCAUUACUGGUGAUGCUGCGACUUCUAUACAAGACUUGGAUGAUAAACAAGUGGUGAAACAGUGUAUGGUGAUCCUUAGAGAGCUCUUCAAAGAACAGGAGGUACCAACGCCAAUCAAAUACUUUGUCACACACUGGGCAAAAGACCCAUGGGCACAUAUGGCUUACAGUUUUGUGAAGACUGGUGGAAGUGGGGAAGCUUAUGACAUCCUAGCAGAGGAUAUACAAGGCAAAAUUUUCUUUGCUGGCGAGGCCACAAAUCGUCAUUUCCCACAAACUGUAACUGGCGCUUACCUAAGUGGUGUUCGAGAAGCCAGCAAAAUAACCACCUUCUGAACAACAAGGGUUUUUAUCCCUGUAUUUUUGUAUAGUUUUGAAAGCAAACAAAGGGGCUACAAUUUUUUUCUAUUCGUUCAUCUGCAAAAUUUUACAACAAACUCAGCUUUGGUAAUUUAGCUAAAAAAUCAGCUGAUGCAUUCUGACCUCUACAGUUGAGGCCUUGGUGUUUACAUGGGGAUGUUUUACUAUAAUAUACUCGUAUUUGUAUUGAGUAUUAGACGGUAUACAAAAAUGGUUAGCUGGUGUUGGCUAAAGACUUAGCUUUCCCCACCUAGUAGUGUCCAAAUUAUCAGCUU